AUGCUUCAGCCUAAAUACACCUACGUUAUUCUUGUACCCAUAUACUUCUAUCGGUUUUUAAUCCAGAAAAUCAAGGCAGAGGCGGCUUCUGUUCUUCCUCCGGGUUACAAAUUAUCUCACUGUUUGGCUGAAGGCGGAAUAGGCAGAGUUUUUUUAGUAGUAAAUCCUACAACUAAAGAUUGUCUUGCUGCGAAGGUCGUGUAUAUCUAUGGAAAAAUUGGUUCUCCCUUACAUCACAAUGCCAUUAGUUCUUCUAAAGCAACUCCUCAGGGUUAUCCCUGUCUUGCAAGCAGGGCGGCUCAGAUAAGAGCUGAUCUCAAACAAGAGGCUGAAAUUCAACGACGCCUAAAGCACCACAAUAUUGCAGCGGCCUAUGGGAUAAGGAAUACUCCCUCAUUCUCCAUUAUGUUUAUGGAAUUGAUCACUUGCGGGGAACUCUUUGACCGGAUUCCUGUUGGGAUUGGCCUUCAUAUUCAACAAAUGUUCAUGUACUAUGUUCAG
Molecule: messenger RNA, 501 nt
Organism: Protopolystoma xenopodis
Lineage: Eukaryota; Metazoa; Platyhelminthes; Monogenea; Polystomatidea; Polystomatidae
Source: the annotation of a GenBank genome assembly